Cryptomeria japonica (Japanese cedar) is the source of this 1973-nucleotide messenger RNA. Its product is annotated as cytochrome P450 76C2. The transcript is spliced from 2 exons. Lineage: Eukaryota; Viridiplantae; Streptophyta; Pinopsida; Cupressales; Cupressaceae. Gene Ontology annotation, molecular function: heme binding; oxidoreductase activity, acting on paired donors, with incorporation or reduction of molecular oxygen; monooxygenase activity. Bases 95 to 1633 code for a protein of 512 amino acids. The record is from RefSeq and is a predicted model, not a curated record.
AUUCUAAUGGAGAAGCAGAUGGAAGGUGCUAGAAAGAUAUAACUAGUGGUAGUAACACCUCAUUCUCAUUGAUGGAACUUAAUCCUCUACUCUCAUGGACACCCAUCUGUUGUACUGCUAUUCUGUGCUUGUUAGCAGUGUUUUGGUCUUACUCUCCGUACUACUAUGGAGAAGAAACGCGAAGAGCCUUCCUCUUCCACCUAGACCACCUGCUUGGCCUCUUAUAGGAAACCUUUUUCUGCUUGGCAAAAAACCCAAUGAAUCCCUAUUUGCCCUUUCUCAGCAAUAUGGUCCAUUGAUGACACUCUUUCUUGGCAUGAAAACAAUUGUGGUGGUGUCCUCUGCUGCCAUGGCCAAGGAGGUGCUCAAAACCCAUGACAACAUCUUUGCAGGGCGGGUUGUCAUUCAUGCAGCCAAAAUACUUUCUCACCACAAGUCCUCGAUAAUAUGGGCUGAAAAUGGAUCCCAGUGGCGAAAAUUCAGACGUAUUUGCACUACAGAGCUUUUCUCUCCCAAGAAACUCCAAACUUCGCAGCAUGUCAGAAGAGAUUCAGUUUUCCAAAUGAUUCAAUUGGUUUUCCAGGAAAACAGUCUGAAGGAAAAGAGCGUGAACUUUGCUGAUUUGAUAUUCCACACGGGUCUGAACAUGUUAAGUAAUAUGAUGUUCAGUACAAAGGUAUUCGACCCAAAUAAUCCCGAUUCUGUGAAGUUCACUAAUGCUCUUACUUCAGGGGUGAAGCUUGCCGAAAAACCCAAUUUGGCUGAUUUUUUUCCAUGGCUUGAGUUUCUGGAUCUUCAUGGUGUAGACCAUAAGAUGGCAGCCCAUUUAAAACGAGCUCAUCAUUUCUUAGAUCUAUGGAUAAGCAAUAGACUGGCGAGGAGAAGCAGAGAGCUGAAUGAUGAAAGAGAAAAAGAGAAGGAUUUUCUGGACGUGUUGCUCGAUUUGAGAAGCCAUGAUCUCAGUCUGACAAACAUCAGAGCAAUCAUUUUUGAUCUGUUAGUGGCUGGUAGUGACACAACUGGUGCAACACUAGAAUGGGCUUUGGCAGAACUAAUUCAUAAUCCAGAUAAGAUGAAAAAAGUUCAAGUGGAAUUGGAGGAGGUCGUAGGUCACAGUAGAAGAGUGGAAGAAUCUGAUAUUGAGCAUCUACUUUACCUCCAUGCAGUGGUGAAAGAAGUGCUUCGACUGUAUCCGGCCGGUCCUCUUCUCAUCCCUCACAGAGCGACUAGUUCUUGUGAAAUAGAGGGGUUUUUGAUCCCCAAAGACACACAAGUGUGGGUUAAUGUGUGGGCAAUAGGAAGGGAUCCUGCUGUGUGGAAGGAGCCCUGCAAAUUUAUGCCAGAGAGAUUUUUGGAGGGUGAGAAGGCUAAGAAGGAUUUUAAGGGACAAGAUUUUGAGUUUAUACCAUUUGGAGCAGGGAGAAGAAUAUGCCUAGGGCUUCCUUUGGCUGAUAAGAUGCUUCAUUUUAUUUUGGCUUCACUGCUCCAUUCCUUCGACUGGAGACUUCCUAAUGGAACGAGCACAAAGGAACUAGACAUGGACUAUCUAUUUGGAGUGGUACUGAAGAAGCGUCAAAAUUUGCAAGCAAUCCCCACACCACGCCUACAACACCACAUAUUUGUUCUUCAAUAGUAGGGUAAUUUGUUCAACAGAUCGGUUGCCAAAAUCUUUAAGUACUUAGAAUAUUUAUGCAUUAAUAUUUAGUCUAUCAUCAUGGUAAACAAGAGACGCGUCAAGUUCCUGCUGAGAUGUUUUAGAUUAGUGUUGUAAUUUUUUGUAUGAAGUGUUUUGUUUAGCUUGAUCAUUGGGACAAUGGAGGACAUGAGGUCUCCUCAUACUAGGCUUUGAGGUUGAGUCCUUUGAAACAUAUGCAUUCUGUAUCAUCAGAGUUCGUGAGUAACCAAAUAAAUGCCAUAUAAAGGAAUUGUAAAAUUUGCUGAAUGAACAAAUUUAAGACAACAACCUAUCAUUA